This is a messenger RNA of Rhinopithecus roxellana (golden snub-nosed monkey), 4089 nucleotides long. It is a transcript of the gene MARCHF3, whose product is annotated as membrane associated ring-CH-type finger 3. Gene Ontology annotation, molecular function: zinc ion binding; ubiquitin-protein transferase activity. Bases 431 to 1192 code for a protein of 253 amino acids. The transcript has 5 exons. Gene Ontology annotation, biological process: protein ubiquitination. Lineage: Eukaryota; Metazoa; Chordata; Mammalia; Primates; Cercopithecidae. The record is from RefSeq and is a predicted model, not a curated record.
GGCGACUGGACAGCAGCUACGGGGCGGCCCCAACGCCACCACGAUUGGCUGCCGGCUCCGCCAGUCAUGGGCUGAUGACGCCCUGGGGCUGGCUCCGCCCCUCCCGCCGCGCGGCCCCGCCUCCCCUCCAGAGCCUGGUCCGCUCAGCCCGGCGUUCCGCCUCAUUCGUUGAGUAGGUCCGUGAAUUGUCAGCGCGCUCCGGGCGACUGUGUAGCCGCGGCAGCCGCCAGGCUUGCCGUACUCCCGCUGAGGUGGCCGCCGGAACCAAUGUGCCCUGGUCCACUGGGCGGUGAGCAGCCACCGAGUGGGGGGCAACUUGGCACUUAGAACCCGCAGGAGGGACGUCGGUUUGCGAUCGGGACUAGGCGAGGAGGAUGGAAAUCCUGUAUGAAUGUGGAAGCCAUUAGCAGAGUAAUUGCUGUCUGUUACCAUGACAACCAGCCGCUGCAGUCACCUGCCCGAAGUCCUGCCAGACUGCACCAGCUCAGCUGCGCCCGUGGUGAAGACGGUGGAGGAUUGUGGCAGCCUAGUGAAUGGGCAGCCGCAGUAUGUCAUGCAAGUUUCAGCCAAGGACGGGCAGCUGCUGUCAACAGUAGUGCGGACUCUUGCCACCCAGAGCCCCUUCAAUGACCGGCCGAUGUGCAGGAUCUGCCAUGAGGGCAGCAGCCAAGAGGACUUGCUCUCUCCAUGUGAAUGUACAGGGACCUUGGGGACAAUUCAUCGGAGCUGCCUGGAGCACUGGCUGUCAUCCUCAAACACCAGCUACUGUGAACUCUGCCACUUCAGGUUUGCAGUCGAGCGCAAACCCAGGCCGUUAGUGGAGUGGCUGAGAAAUCCUGGCCCCCAGCAUGAGAAGCGGACUCUGUUUGGCGACAUGGUGUGCUUCUUGUUUAUAACUCCCCUGGCCACCAUCUCGGGCUGGCUGUGCCUGCGGGGCGCCGUGGACCACCUGCACUUUAGUAGUCGGCUAGAAGCCGUCGGGCUGAUUGCACUCACUGUCGCACUCUUCACUAUUUACCUCUUUUGGACACUAGUGUCAUUUAGGUACCACUGUCGAUUGUACAAUGAGUGGCGUCGGACCAAUCAGAGGGUGAUUCUCCUCAUUCCAAAGUCUGUCAAUGUACCUUCUAACCAGCAGUCCUUGCUGGGCCUCCAUUCGGUCAAGAGGAACUCGAAGGAGACAGUUGUUUGACGUUUGUGUGGUUGGUUGGUUGAUUCAUUUUUUGGGGUUUGGAAGUGUCUGCACUGGGGUCAUGCACUGAGCCACCCCCAAGCCCUUCCUUAAGCCUGUGGGUCUAAGAACAUCCAGAGCGCGUUAGCACAUUACCCCGAGCAACGACCUCCGCCAGAAGAAAGCAAAUGCUGUUUUACUUCAAAUCAUGGAUGCUGCAAUCAUAUGAUAUUUGCUAAGCUGCCAAACAUGUUUAUUUAGCAGAUACUGUAUGGAAUUUUCUGAACACCUCUUUAACGUAUGAGGAAGGUUGUCCUGCUACGGAUGCAAUUCAAUUCUUCCUUUUUUAUUACUAUUUCAAACAUAUAUAUAUAUAUAUAUUAAACUUAGAUGAUAAUCAAAAUCAAAAAGCCAACAUAAAAACUGGUUUCUUGGUUUGGUUGGGUCUUAUUUGAGUUAGUUUAUUUGUUUCUCAGUUUCUCUUAUGGAUUCUUUGGAGUACUUUGGUAGCCUGAGUGGUCUUUUUCAUCUUUUUCUGUCCGUUACUCAAGGAGACAGCAUAACAGAUGCAGAACAAGUCAUAUUUGAAGAAUGUUUUGUACUAAACUUCAUUUAAUUAUUCAGUUUUUAAAGGGAAAAAGGGCGUGGCAACUCUCCACAUAGUGAGCUGUUUAUUUAAAUAUCAUUAAGGAGAAAAAAAAUAUGGUGAGACGCUCGCUCCUUUCAACUUGUUUGGUACUGACAGCUGAUAGAAGCUAUUUUCUAAUAAUAAAUAAUCCAGUGUGUGAAAGACAAAACCCACUGAUUGCAAUACUCUUUUUUAAAUCGUAAAACCUGUGAAGUUUCUCAAAGCAGGUUUUAAAAGGAAAAGCAAAAAGGUUGGUGUUCUCACUCCCAUCUCGUCUAGUGCAUGUCUUAAUUCUGCAUUCAUAAUGAAUUGGAGGAUCAUUAGACAUUUCUAGGAACCCUAGACCUGUUUUGCAUAUCAAUUAGCAUUCCCAUUGCUCUAUUGAAUUUCUAGCUUGACAGGUAGAUGUGGCAAAAAAAAAAAAGCCUGUCCUAGAAGCCCUGCACUUAAUUCUAAGACCCCUUUGUCUGAUUUUUUUAAAAAGAGCCCCACACAGUGCCUUCCCCCAACCAUGAGCCAAUUCUGUCACAGUCCGAAAUAGACUUUUUCUAAGGGUUUCGUGUCCCUCUUUUAUCCGUCGCAGGGUAAAGGGUCUGAUCCGCAGCCUGCAUUGUGCGCGCGCCGAGGCAGGAGCGGAUGUCUUCUGAGGAGAGCGCUGGCCGGGGUUGACUCUCAGGCUCCCGGCUGUCCGCCCGCCCACACACAGCGAGGAGGGGCGGAGCCCUGCUUCGGGAAUGCUUAAAAUAUGGAAUUCUAGAACAUGACCCACAUUCUGAGUAUCACUCCAGCAUCUGCCUUGUGCUCCCCAAGUGGGAAAACGAGAAGUGCAAAGGAACAGGCAGCGAAGAGGGUAGCGAUUUUUGUCUGCAAAUUGAUGGAGCUCAUGCAGGUGUCCCCUUUGUCGGGGAGCCCUCCAUUCACUGGCUGCCCCCAGCGCUGCCUGGGAGGGAAACAGCUGUACUGCUCUCCACCGCAAAACUCAGAUGUGUUUUAUGGCUUGUGACAAUAGAUUUCCUCCCCACCACGCUUCACUUGGACACUUCAAUUCCAGUAAUAUACGUCUCAGCCCUUCAGUUUACUCCGCCCUGCUCACCCCCUGGGCUGUCAUUAGCUGCACCACCACCAACAGUUUCUUAAUUGACCUUUUUAAAAUGCUGGACACCACCGACUGCACACAGCUGCCACACAUUAAAUUUCCAGAGCAAAGAGUCCAACUUGGUGGCUGGUGAAUUGCAGCCCUGUAAUAUACUUGAUAAAUGACGUCCACCCAGCCUUAGUCCCUGAACUGUCAGGUGAACGAACCGUGACGCCUCUCAACUGAAUGCCACAACAUUCAUGAGAGGACCAUCUCCCUUCUCCUCCCUGCUUCUUCCAUGAAUUAAGGAAGCAGAUUUCCAGGAUGAUUUCCUGUCAAGGUUGGUUGCAGAGAAUUCCUGCCAUCUUGGUUCAUGAGAUGAGACAUGACACCAUCAAAGGCAGCCACGUCCCAGGCAGUUCAAUGGGGAUCGUGUGUUAGGAAGGGUUUGCACAUUAAUACUGUGCCUGUGCCACACCUCUUUCCUUCAUGUUUGCAUCCCUGCCCGAUGAAGUAAAGCAGAGUCCAAGAUGCAAGGAGUAGAUUGCAUGUGGGAUGGUGGCAGGACACCCCGGGCAGCCAGGCAGAGCAUCAAUGCCUCCCUUCCCAGGUCACCAGCUUGGGACUUCCUUGUGAGAGGCUCUGAUCUCCAUCAGCAUCAGGGCCCAUAGGGGAUUCUGAACUCUUGGAGGAUAUUUCAUCCCCCCCAAGCCACGCUCCCUGGAAAGGGCUACACCUCCUGCAGGAGAAGGGGUGCCUUUUGUUCAUGGGUACAGAGGCACGGUGCAGCUUACCAGCACCCUUGCUAGCCUAGACCUCUUCCUGUACUUCUUUUUGAAAGAUCAAGAAUGAGGAGGAAGAGAUGAGGAAUGGGGGUCCUUUACCUAAAGGACCCUGGUGGUUCAUUGCUUCUCUUCCACGGACUUUUUCAAAAACUCCCUCUCUUCCACACUCCUUGCUGUGAUUCUGUCCUAAUCAUUUUUCUUGAGAAUAUCAUGUAGAGAUAAAUGUGUGUCACAGUGAAGCCAGAAGGUGAAUUAACAACUAAGACAAAUCCAGCAUGCUCUUGCCUGCCCUGCAUGUGUGCUCAUUUGGGGAAGGACGGAGGACACAGGUCAUCGACACAAAUUCUACAGCUCCUCAGAGAACAGAGCAGAGACUCAGAUGAGCUGUCAAAUCCAUUAAGGAAAAAUAAAUGGCAUGAUUUGGAAGUUA